Molecule: messenger RNA, 1448 nt
Organism: Xenopus laevis (African clawed frog)
Lineage: Eukaryota; Metazoa; Chordata; Amphibia; Anura; Pipidae
Gene: dffa.L
Product: DNA fragmentation factor, 45kDa, alpha polypeptide L homeolog
Exons: 6
Coding region: 68-1009 (313 amino acids)
Biological process (GO): apoptotic process; regulation of apoptotic process
Source: RefSeq, a predicted model, not a curated record
ACGCGGAAGUUCUUCAGAAUGCGGAUGCAAGUGGAGGAAACGUAGAAUAAUAUACGCCUUAAGGGAAAUGGCGGGUUAUCAAAAAGCGUAUGUAGUUAGCCUACCUGGAAGCAAGGAAAGAUAUGGCGUCGCAGCAGCUUCUCUUCAGGAACUUCUGGAAAAAGCAUGUAAAAUGUUAUCUCUGGACUCAUCAGUGGAGCCCAUCACACUUGUCCUUGCAGAGGAUGGCACAAUUGUUGAGGAUGAAGACUACUUUCUCUGCAUACCUCCUAACACAAAGUUUGUGGUUUUGACAGGCAACACGAAGUGGGCUCCCACAACAUUAGAUGGAGGAAUUGCAUGGUUAGCAAAGGACUCCAUGGAGGUGGAAGAUGAGAGUGUGGUUGAUGGUGCAGAUUCAGCAAGAUGGAAAAACUUGGCUUUGCAGCUGAAAGAAAAUCUGUCCAACAUCAUUCUUAUGUCAGAAUCUGAACUUCAGAUCUUAACUGAAGUGUCUGUUGACGAGCUUGCAGGAGUGGUGGGGGUAAGCUGUGAGAAAGUACAAUCGCUACAGGACACUCUUCAGCGUGUGCUGGACCGCAGGGAAGAAGAGCGUCAAUCGAAGCAACUUCUGGAACUGUAUCUGAAAGCUGUAAAUAAAGAAAGAACUUCUGAAGCUGAGACAAUAGAGCUUGCUGAAGAUGAAGUAGACACUGGUAGAAAUAUCCAGACUCAUUCAGACUUAAACUGCAAGACUUUGCUUUCCAGCCACAUAAUACAAAUAUUAAAGGAGAAAGAUCUGCCACACCUCAGCCUGUCGAAUAAGGAGUUAGAGAAUGUAAAUGAGGAAAAUACAGAAGCACUGAUGAUGGCAUUGGGAUGGAAUGAGGAGAAGAUACAGGUAUUGAAAAAUAGCUGCCAUCAAGAGUUAAAGCGACGUGAUGAGCAAGUGCAGUCUCUGAAUUCUCUGACAAAUCUAUCCCAUAUCAACAAAAAACCUGCCCUAAAGGUUGCCAAUGAAAAAUCAUAAUUUCUGGAGCAUCAUUGUUGCCCUAAAAGACAAGCAUGUAUAAGCUUAAACUGACAGUAUGAUCUAUGAAGUUUUAUACCAUGGGACCGAUAUCUGGAAAUUAGUGCCAAUGUUAAAUAAUUUUACAUGGUAUUUCUCUGGGGUUUUUUUUUUUUUUUUUUUUUAAGCUUUGUCAACAGUAUGUGUUUUCGGCAACAUGUGGCUCUCUGUCAGUGCCUGUACAUUUCCAGUUUCUUACUGGGCAGUAUGUUUUAAAGGGAAGUUGUUAUUCAUAAGAAGGGAGAUAGAUUUGUUUAUAAGUAGACAACUUAUGUUUCUGUUUGUGGACAGAGAGCAUUCCUAAACAGGUGCAUGUAUAUUUUAUAUAAAUGCAUAUCCAUUACCUGGAUGAUACAUUAUACAGAUAUUGAUUCAACAUAAAAGUCUGUCUAUGAGUAAA